Salvia hispanica is the source of this 1684-nucleotide messenger RNA. RefSeq lists its product as uncharacterized. The record is from RefSeq and is a predicted model, not a curated record. Gene Ontology annotation, molecular function: lipid binding. NCBI's taxonomy places the organism in Eukaryota, Viridiplantae, Streptophyta, Magnoliopsida, Lamiales, Lamiaceae.
CGAAAAUCGAAGCACCUGAUUAUCACCGUUAAAAUAGAGUUUUUGUUCCACCGCAGAUCCUUCUUUCUCCUAGCCCAUGUAGAUUCAAUUAAGAGCUGCUUGAAACGAUAAUCCCUCGUUGUUUCGGCUACAUGGAAGGGGGAUGGCCUGGAUUGAACAACAGUGCUAUGGAAUUUUUCAAUAGCACGGCCGUGAUGGAGGCGUUCGUCGACGUCUUGGUCUGCGCGGUGCCGAUUUGGGUGGCGGUCAUGAUCGGAUUGCUGAUCGGCUGGUCGUGGCGCCCGCGGUGGUCCGGAUUGAUCUUCCUCGGCCUCCGAUCUAAGCUCCGGUAUGUUUGGACCCUGCCGCCGGGGCUCGGUGCGCGCCGCUUCUGGCUCGCCUUCACGGCGCUCUCCGCAUUCUCGCUUUGCCGCGGCCUCUGGUUUCGAUCCCGUGGAGUGAGCGGGAAGGUGGACAAGUCUUCGGCAGAUUCAGCGUCUGAUUCCGCUCAGGAGUCGGUUGAUAAUGGUAGCUGCGGUGAUAUGAGUAGGCACCUAACUGGAGCUCCAGAUGGAGAAUCGAAUGUUGUCAUAGAAAAAGACUUGGAGCACCUUUUAAAGCUUCUUAAUGUGAAAACUGGAGACAUGGCAUGGCAAAACAUGAUGGAGCGUUCCACAACAAACAUGCAUUACCAAGCUUGGCGCCAUGAGCCUAUGAAUGGCCCAACAGUUUACCGAAGCAAAACCAUUUUUAAGGAUGCAACUCCAGAGCUUGUCAGAGAUUUUUUCUGGGAUGAUGAGUUUCGGCCUAAAUGGGAUCCUAUGCUCGCAUGUGUCAAUAUACUGGAAGAAUGCCCUAUUACGGGGAUGAUGACUAUGCACUGGAUUAAGAAGUUCCCUUUCUUCUGCAGCGAUCGAGAAUAUAUCAUUGGGAGGAAAAUAUGGGAACAAGGAAACACAUAUUAUUGUGUGACAAAGGGAGUACCAUAUGCAGCUUUGCCAAGGCGUGACAAACCUAAGCGUGUCGAUCUAUAUUUUUCGAGCUGGGUUAUCAAGCCUGUUCAAUCGCGUAAAGAUGGCCAUACAUCAGCAUGCGAGGUCACACUCAUUCACUAUGAAGACAUGGGGAUCCCAAAAGACGUUGCUAAGCUAGGCAUUCGUCACGGGAUGUGGGGAACUGUGAAGAAGCUACAUGCUGGCUUUCGAGCAUACCAGAAUGCUAGAAAGCAAGAGUCAUCAUCCCUAACCAGGUGUGCUAUCAUGGCCAGAACAAGCACGAAAAUCUCGUGCAAGGAAGGAAAUGAUCCUAAGGAGCAAGAACCCGACGAACGACAGCAAAGUGAGCUGGCAGGAGUGGACAUGCAGAGAGGUGGCGGUGGAAUCGAUUGGAAGUGGGUAGCAAUAGGUGGAACAUUGGCUGUUGUUUGUGGACUGAAAACAGGUCUGAUUGGUAAAGCGUUGGUGAUUGGAGGAGCAGGGCACAGGAUUGCUACAAGACGAGGCAAUGGAAGGCGAUAGUCGGGUGAAAAGAGGCUUUAGAAUUGAGUAAUGCAGCUAUAAGAGAUGUACCCUUUGCCAUUGCAUAUUGAUUAUUGCUCUAGGUUUGGAUGUUCCACGCCUUGUCCAGAUCCUAGUCAUGGCUUUCCUCGAUGUACUCGAAUAUUUCUGGCUAUAACAUCAUAAUUAUGUGUUCUCCUUUUUCUUUA